Molecule: messenger RNA, 2034 nt
Organism: Fonsecaea multimorphosa CBS 102226
Lineage: Eukaryota; Fungi; Ascomycota; Eurotiomycetes; Chaetothyriales; Herpotrichiellaceae
Exons: 6
Coding region: 1-2034 (677 amino acids)
Molecular function (GO): protein binding
Source: RefSeq, a predicted model, not a curated record
AUGGCGACGCUGGCUUACUCUCUGCUUCUGCUGCUGGCAAUGUUGACGGCACAGACGGUGGCCCAGGCUCUGGCAGACCCGCUCAGGAACUUCUGCAGGAGGUAUGGCCACCAGACUGCGGUGAUUGAUCGGAAGCUAUACAUCGACGGUGGCUGGCUAUAUGCAAAUCCCAUCUCGCAGAAUCCCAUCCCCACAAUGAACGAAGGCCUCCUGUAUUGCGACCUGAACGAGUCCUAUCAAGACAUGCCGCCCGAGUAUGCUAAUCUGACCAAGAACUCGACGGUCCCGGACGUGGCGGGAGGCACACUGUGGCAAGAUGAGGUCAACAAGGUCUUCUGGCUGUACGGCGGCGAGUUUGCAACAGCGCCGUCGGCAUUCCAACUCUGGGGCUACGAUGUCAUCUUGAACCAGUGGAAUCUGUCAUUGCCGAACUUGGGGUCGACCGCUCCCAUCCAGCGAGUGUCGUACGGCGCUGGCGUGGCCAGCAGUGACAUCGGCAUGGGCUUCUACUACGGAGGCUAUCUCAACAACCUGACCAACCCGCUCUGGACGGGGCCACCCAUGGCAACGAGUAACCUCAUCAUCUACGACAUGGACCAAAACACUCUUACCAACGUCACCGGCUACGACAAUGUCGGCCGAGCCGAGGGCAUCAUGGUGUACAUUCCCGCAUCCAUGUCUGGUCUGCUGGUGUAUUUCGGGGGAGUGAGCUUCCCGUAUGGCAAUGAGACUGAGGUCCCGGUAUGCUCAUUUCUUUCUCCGAAUACAGCAAAGUGGUACACCCAGACAGCCACUGGGACCAUCCCCGAGAUGCGUCGCAUGUUCUGCGGCGGUGCUACCUGGGCGGAUGACCAGUCCUCCUACAACAUCUACCUGUACGGCGGAUUUGGGUUUGGAGAGAACGUCACAGGCUUCGACGACGUCUACAUCUUGACCAUGCCGACCUUCGAAUGGAUCAAAUGGUAUCCCACGCAACCGGGCCCGGGCUCGCCGCACGGCUUGACUACCUGCAACGUCAUUGAGAGAGGGCAAAUGAUCGUCAUGGGCGGCAACUUUACCAACACGACAGCCUGCGACGUGCCCGCGAUCCAGGGCCAACAUAACCUCAACCUGGGCCAGUAUGACAGCACCGACGCCAUGUGGUAUCCGUACCUGCCCAAUCUCACGGAGUACUUGGUCCCGCCCGCGAUCUUGCAAGUUGCAGGUGGCACACCUGAAGGCGGAGCCAUCAACAACGCUCCCGCGACGGGCUGGAGCGACGAUCGACUGUCUGUUUAUUUUGGCGAGAAGGCUGUGUUCGCCUCGCGCACGCCGACGCGCACCCUGCCCACCGCGACAGCGACGCCAACGCCAACGCCGACCCACACACCGAGCAAGAAGACCGACACCGGAGCGAUCGUGGGCGGCGCCGUCGGUGGCGCUGCUGGACUAGUUCUCGCCCUCGCGAUGACGUGGCUCUGCGUGAGGAGGCACAAGCAGAAGAAGAACAACACCACCACCACCGAUCAAGCAGCAGGGGCCGUCCCACCACCAGCAGCAACAUCCAUCCCCGGCGCCGCGCAGCCAUUCACUCCCACCGCGCUGCAGCCGCAGUACGUGAUGAACGAGAAGCACUCGACGACACCAGUGGCAUCGCCGGGCUCAGAUCCCAGCCGCGUUGGCUCGCCCAGCGACCAGCAGCACUCGUCGCAGUACAGCACGCCGCCGCCGCAGCCAGCCUCCAUGCUCCCGCAUCCCGACUAUCCGAACUAUUACUACGCAGCGACGGGACCCAUACCGGGCCAGCACCAGCACCAACCGCCGACGCAGUAUUACCCCGGCGUGCAGCAUCAGCAGCACCACCAGCAAGGCGUGUACGCGUACCCGGCGGCGGCAGGGGGACAAGCGAUGGCAAGCGACGCCCCCAUGCCCUUCUACCCGCCGCCGCCAGAUCCGAUCCGCUCGCAGAGUCACGAGAUGCCGACGGUGCGCAGUCCCGAGGUCUUCGAGGUGCGCCAGCCUAAGCCGGUGAGGCCCGAAGGUCUCGAGCAGUGA